AGUUCAGAAGAUUUGGCUACUGCAAUCUUAAAAACUAAAGAAAAACCAAAUCGUUUAAUUGUAGAAGAAGCAUUAAAUGAUGACAAUUCAGUUGUGGCUCUGUCACAGAUGAAGAUGGAUGAACUUCAACUUUUCCGGGGUGACUCUGUAAUGUUGAAAGGAAAAAAGAGAAGAGAAACUGUAUGCAUUGUGUUGUCUGAUGAGACGUGCCCUAAUGAAAAAAUACGCAUGAAUCGUUGUAUAAGAAAUAAUUUGAGGGUUAGAUUAGGUGAUAUUGUAAGUAUUCAUGCAUGUCCGGAUGUAAAGUAUGGAAAAAGAAUUCAUGUGCUUCCUAUAGAUGAUACUGUUGAAGGCUUAACAGGGAGUUUAUUUGAUGUGUUUUUGAAACCAUACUUUUUGGAAGCCUACCGUCCAAUUCAUAGAGGAGAUUUAUUUGUGGUUAGAGGUGGAAUGCGGGCAGUUGAAUUUAAAGUUGUGGAGACAGAUCCUAGUCCUUACUGCAUUGUUGCUCCUGAUACUGUUAUUCAUUGUGAAGGGGAACCUAUCAAACGAGAGGAAGAAGAGGAAUCAUUAAAUGCUGUUGGUUAUGAUGAUAUAGGUGGUUGUCGGAAACAAUUAGCACAAAUAAAAGAAAUGGUUGAGCUUCCUUUACGGCAUCCAAGUUUGUUUAAAGCAAUUGGAGUAAAACCACCUCGUGGUAUAUUAUUGUAUGGACCUCCAGGAACUGGAAAAACGCUGAUUGCUAGAGCAGUUGCUAAUGAAACGGGAGCAUUUUUCUUUUUAAUAAAUGGUCCUGAAAUAAUGAGUAAAUUGGCUGGAGAAUCAGAAAGUAACUUAAGAAAAGCUUUUGAAGAAGCAGAAAAAAAUUCACCUUCAAUAAUCUUUAUUGAUGAAUUAGAUGCAAUUGCCCCUAAAAGAGAAAAGACACAUGGUGAAGUUGAGCGACGUAUUGUGUCUCAGUUAUUAACAUUAAUGGAUGGACUUAAGCAGAGAUCCCAUGUCAUUGUAAUGGCUGCAACUAACAGACCAAACAGUAUUGAUCCAGCAUUACGAAGAUUUGGAAGAUUUGAUCGUGAAGUGGACAUAGGUAUUCCAGACGUAACAGGAAGACUUGAAAUUCUUCGUAUACACACUAAAAAUAUGAAAUUGGCUGUUGAUGUAGAUCUCGAAAAAAUUGCAGCUGAAACACAUGGAUUUGUUGGUUCUGAUCUAGCUGCUCUUUGUUCUGAAGCUGCUUUACAACAGAUUAGAGAAAAAAUGGACUUGAUUGAUUUGGAAGAUGAUCAAAUUGAAACAGAAGUUCUUAGUUCUUUGGCUGUAACAAUGGAUAAUUUCAGGUGGGCACUUGGAAAGAGUAGUCCAAGUGCUUUAAGAGAAACUGUAGUGGAAGUGCCUAAUGUCACUUGGGAUGAUAUUGGUGGAUUGGAAAAUGUAAAGAAGGAAUUACAAGAAAUGAUACAGUAUCCAGUUGAAUAUCCUGACAAAUUCUUAAAAUUUGGAAUGACACCUUCUCGGGGAGUAUUGUUUUAUGGUCCUCCAGGAUGUGGUAAAACACUUCUGGCAAAAGCCAUAGCUAAUGAAUGUCAGGCAAAUUUUAUUUCUAUUAAAGGACCAGAGUUACUUACUAUGUGGUUUGGUGAAUCUGAAGCAAAUGUUAGAGAUGUUUUUGAUAAGGCAAGAGCUGCUGCUCCUUGUGUGUUAUUCUUUGAUGAGUUAGAUUCUAUUGCUAAAGCUAGAGGUGGAAAUGUUGGUGAUGCAGGUGGAGCUGCAGAUAGAGUUAUCAAUCAGAUUCUAACAGAGAUGGAUGGUAUGAGUUCAAAAAAGAAUGUGUUUAUAAUUGGAGCUACUAACAGACCAGAUAUUAUUGAUCCUGCUAUUCUUAGACCUGGCAGAUUGGAUCAGUUAAUAUAUAUACCAUUACCAGAUGAAAAGUCAAGGCAGUCCAUCUUAAAAGCAAAUCUCAGAAAAUCACCUGUAUCUAAAACUGUUGACUUAGGAUAUAUCAGUAAGGUAACUCAAGGGUUCAGUGGUGCUGAUUUAACUGAAGUCUGUCAACGUGCUUGCAAAUUAGCAAUCAGAGAAUCUAUUGAAGCAGAAAUUCGAAGGGAAAAGGAACGUGCCCAAAGAGUAGAUGGUUUAGCAAUGGAUGUCGAAGAAAGUGAUCCAGUUCCAGAGAUUCGCAAAGAUCAUUUUGAAGAAGCCAUGAAAUAUGCACGUCGUUCUGUCAGUGAUAAUGAUAUUCGCAAGUAUGAAAUGUUUGCACAGACAUUACAGCAGAGCAGAGGGUUUGGUACAAGUUUCAGAUUUCCAAGUGGUCAACCUGCAGGAAGUGGCGGUAGUUCAGGAAAUGGACCCAGCCACGGAAGUAAUUUCCAAGAUGCCGACGACGAUUUAUACGAAUAAUACAAUGCAUUUAGUGUAGAAAAGAACUGUUGACUUGCCUGUUCAAAUUUCUGGAGUUUCAAAUGUUUGGGGACGAAAAUGUAACAAAAUUUUUCAGAAACAUUAAUAUUGACAGUGUUGCACUGUGAUUUAUUAGCUGUUUAUCGACGAUAGAAGAGAGAGGUCAUAUUUUCCUUUCACACAACAAAUUGUUUCAUCAGGCACAGAUUUAAAAUAAAAUUCCAAUUUUUCAUAAAAUGGUUUAUCAUGAUUCAGGGGCAGAAAUAUAUAUAAAUUCGUUUAUUGCAUUAUGUUACUGUGAUGUAUGGAAACUCAGGAUGGAAUUGUUGUCAAAGGAAAUAGUAAUAGAUAGUGUGGUUUAUUCUCAUGUUAAUUUUCUUCACAAGGAACAAGAAGGCUUCUAUCGACAACUUACUGUUCAUGCAUAAUAUAUAUAUAUAUAAUGUUCUUUGUUGGUUUUUAAGAAAAGUUUGAAACAACGUGCAAAAUACAGGAUGUUUUUGUUUCUUGA
Centruroides sculpturatus (bark scorpion) is the source of this 2914-nucleotide messenger RNA. It is a transcript of the gene TER94, whose product is annotated as transitional endoplasmic reticulum ATPase-like. NCBI's taxonomy places the organism in Eukaryota, Metazoa, Arthropoda, Arachnida, Scorpiones, Buthidae. The coding region runs from base 109 to 2403 and encodes 764 amino acids. Gene Ontology annotation, biological process: retrograde protein transport, ER to cytosol; mitotic spindle disassembly; autophagosome maturation. The transcript has 18 exons. Gene Ontology annotation, molecular function: ATP binding; polyubiquitin modification-dependent protein binding; ATP hydrolysis activity. Gene Ontology annotation, cellular component: nucleus; VCP-NPL4-UFD1 AAA ATPase complex; cytosol. The record is from RefSeq and is a predicted model, not a curated record.